This is a messenger RNA of Letharia columbiana, 3207 nucleotides long. RefSeq lists its product as uncharacterized. Bases 1 to 3207 code for a protein of 1068 amino acids. NCBI's taxonomy places the organism in Eukaryota, Fungi, Ascomycota, Lecanoromycetes, Lecanorales, Parmeliaceae. The transcript is spliced from 2 exons. The record is from RefSeq and is a predicted model, not a curated record.
AUGUCGUGUAAUUUACCAGCUCCGAGGACAUAUCACAACCUGUUAGAAGAGGCUGUCAUCAAAAUCGUGGCAGUCGAUGAGAUAGCGAUAUGGAGGUUUUAUCACAUCGUUCAUUCCCUACAGAAAAGAAGCGGUCAGGGAAGAUUGCAGUCUGCUGGGACGAAUUCCUUCGAAGUCAGGACCAUCACAAACGUACAAAGCAGCGACGACAAAUCUCCAGCUGCUUCUGCACAUUAUCAGCAUUCACCUGAACCUGAUUCCCAAGACCACGACGACGAAUUCAGUCCAUCCCCACCACCUCCUCCACCUCCACCACAUCGUGUUGCAUAUAAUGCACCACCUCCUCGAGCUUCUCCAUCUCCAACACCAUCCAUGAACGAUCGAUAUCCUACUGUGUCGAGAGGUCCUUCUCCAGCACCACCUUCGCCUGGUGUCCAUGGACAUACGCCAUCGCCUCUGCGGGAUGCUAUGGACGAUGUGAUGUCUUCGCUACAUGACAUGGCAAUGCGGCGAACUGAGUCUUCUCCUUCACCUGAGCAAGAACAAGCCCCCCUUGAUCCAUGGUCACCCGAGGCUUUCGAUGAGCUUCGGACUAGUUCAAAUACGCGGAAUCAUCAUCGGCCACGUUCAUCAUUGGGAAUUGCCUCUUCGCAAAGAGGAACAGAACAGUACCAGAAUGACGAUGGGUAUGGUAUUUGUAAUUAUGAUGAAGGCCCACCGCAGGUACACGACUACGUUGAACGCAUGGAAGAUCGCUUGCGCAAUAUAGGGGCUACCAGCCCUCGCCCACCUGACGAGCUCUUCCUCCCGGAUGAUCCCAUGGGUCCACCGCCGGCUCCACCCCCCAAAAAUUCUCCAUAUCAGCCUCGGACACAGUCGUCACAAGGGAUGAGAGAAUACGUGUCUGGCAGCAUCAAGUCUAGUCAUCGGUUAAAGAACCGGAAAUCGGCCUAUGAACUUGGACGGAGUAUGUUGGACCGUACUUUCACAACAAAGUCAAGCGCAACAAACUCUUCGAGUGGUGUUCAGAGCGUUGCAACGAAUGGUACAACCAGCACUCAGAGAACGAGCCAAAGCAUCAUGAGUGGGUACUCUGCAGGAGGCUUCAGUGCUACAAGCGCGGGCAGCUUAGCACGACGCAAAUGGGGCAGCAUCAGUAAAAGUAAACCGCUUAGCGUGGUCGAUAAUCGACAGGAUGCUCUCCUGGGUCUGAAUGGCGGAGGGAGCGCCACGAGACCUCAGACCCCUAGCCACUACUCAAGCAAUCAGUCCAGACCAGGUUCCAGCGCAGGGAUGAAUUACUCAGGAAGUGUAGUAGACUCUAGCGGCAUCUUUGGUGGCUUGACAACUCCGAAAUCGAAAAAGAGUGGUUUCUUCAAGAAGCUUGUUGAGUCUGCGAAGACUGGUGCAGCUAGUGCGAGGAGCAGUAUUGCUGCUGGCCAGGCCGACACUCCACGCUCUCCUAUUAAGAACCUGCUACCUCAUGGAGUCACAGCCAUCGCGGGAGGCAGUGCGGCUAGAGACAUGGGCCUGGGCGGUGGUAAAACUGAAAUUGACUGGGUCCAAGUUCGACGAGACGUGAAUCGAUCAAAUUCGCUGAGUCGAAACGAAAGGAACGAGCGGAUCGAGAGAUGUCAGAUGAUGAACUAUCCCGUAGUCGCACCUGUAGAUUCUCUCUUGGAAGCUGCUGAAGGGGACGAAGGAGCCGACGGGAUGCCCAUUCAACAUCCCACGGACUUUCAAGCUGUGAACCUUCAACUUGUCGAUAAGAGUGCUCGAUUCGUGAACAGUCUACCGCCAAUGACCAAUCCGGCAAGUUUAGCUCAAGGCUACGUAUGUCGACCGUACCGAAGCGAUGUGCAGAGGUUGAGGGCCAUCUUUACCUGGGUCAGCGAGAAGGUUGCUUGGGAGGAAGACUUCGAAGGAGAAGUCGACUCAAAACGUGUGAUCCAAAUGAGAAGAGGCUGUUCGGAGGAGGUUGCAGUGCUAGUCUCAGAAAUGUGCUUGUCGGUGGGCUUACACGCAGAAAUUGUGAGGGGCUACCUCAAGUCACCAGGCGAGAUUGUCGAAUGUGACAGCAAUCCCAGGCCAAAUCAUUGGUGGAAUGCUGUGAUCGUGGAUGAUUGCUGGAGGAUAAUGGACUGUUCGCUGGCGAGCCCAACAAAUCCCAAGCGCGGUCGAUACUCAAGCACCGGGUCUCAGAUCGCCGAAAACGGAUUUUUUCUCGCGAGACCAAUGGAGAUUUGCUACACGCAUAUACCAUCGAACUUCGAACAGCAGCACAUAUGUCCACCAAUCGCUCCAGAUGUCCUUCUUGCUCUACCCUGUGCCUGCCCACCGUACUUUCGAAAUAACGUCCAAAUGAUUGACUAUGAUACGAGCCUCCUUCGAAUUGAAAAUCUGGAGCUUGUCCAUAUUCAAUUUGCAGUCCCAGCAGACAUUGAGUGUAUCGCGGAGGUAGAGUCCAGUUCCUAUGCUCGUGACGCCGAUGGUGAUGUUUUCGAAAGUGGCGACACGACCACUAAUCGCGCACUUGCCCAAGCAGAAUGGGUGAAGGGUCAGAAACGUUACACCGUGAAAGCCCUGUUACCUGGUGACGUUGGCCAUGGUACACUGAAAGUCUAUGCUGGCAAGCGAGGCCUCAUGCAUUCUAUCAAAGACAAUCCUCAUGCUCUGGCCUUUUCCUUGCCCAUCGUCCACACAGGCAAUAAUCCGCUUUAUGACUUCCUUCUUCGCCAUCCUACGCCUCAUGCUCAACGCCAUGAUUUGUACGUGGCCCAACCUCAAUGCGCACGUCUAGCGAUCAAUAACACCUUUGUUUUCGCCGUGCGCCAGCAUCCGUCUUUCUUAAGCUGCAACUCACCCGAAGCACGAUCUGCUUCUCCGAACCCCUUCGCUCGUCCUUCAUCAGCAAUGAGUAUGAUCUCGACUGCAACAUCGGCGAACGACUACUUCUCCCAAGCUGGCUCCAAUUCCAGUAACAGCAGCCAGCAGCAGAAGCCCGCGAAACUCGCGAUACAAGCACCAAGUGGAAAGAUACUAAGACUCAUGAAGAAAAGUGACAACAGCGUCAGCAUGGAUGAGGCGGCAGAUGGAGGCGUAUGGGAGACAAUCAUCAAGAUUGGAGAAAGGGGGACAUGGCGAGGACUAGUGCUGGCCGAUCGAAGUGCAAGAUGGUGCGUAUUUGGAGAAUGGGAGGCUGUUUGA